Messenger RNA from Anoplophora glabripennis (Asian longhorned beetle), 1563 nucleotides. Its product is annotated as potassium/sodium hyperpolarization-activated cyclic nucleotide-gated channel 2-like. The transcript has a single exon. Lineage: Eukaryota; Metazoa; Arthropoda; Insecta; Coleoptera; Cerambycidae. The coding region runs from base 1 to 1563 and encodes 520 amino acids. The record is from RefSeq and is a predicted model, not a curated record.
AUGGUCAACCCUAAGAACCUCAGGUGCAUCUCGUUCUUCCGCAAUAAGUCCUCUAUAAUGGCCGAGCAAAGAAGACACGUGAAGAGUCCUUACAGGUUCAUGAUCCACCCAUUCAGCACCCUCUGCUUGUUAUUGGAAGUAAGCUUCUUCAUCGUGUGGAUGUGGAAUAUGCUGUUAGAGCCUAUGUUCGACAACAUGAUAGAGCCUAGCUUUCCUUUAGAUAUUGUCGACAAUUAUGUGAUGGUUCUCAGCCAGUUCCUGCUCAUAACAUUCUUCUUCUUUUUGGGAUACAUAGACCUCAAGACCAGAGAAAUUGUUGUAGAUACCAAAAGAGUGGCAUAUAGGUAUUUGAGAACGUUCUUCGUUUUCGAUUUCCUUUCAUCUGAACUUUUGAAUUUAGUAGUAUUUCCCAGCGAGGAUUUUCAAUACAGCUCCUUAAAAUUUAUAAAAUAUGUGCACGUACCUUGCUUGUAUGUCAGACUCAAUACCGUUUUAAAUAUCUUGGAUAACCUGGGACAGGUGAUGAAAGUAAGACAGAAAAUCCGGAUGUGUUUCUGUUAUAUAAUCAAGACUUACAUGUACGUGCAUUUUUUCUGUUGUUUGCUGUACUUGGUUCCUCAAGUGGUGUAUGACACAGACUGGCCAAGCAAUUCUUGGUUGGUGCAGGCCCAGAUCGCCCCAGUUCAUGACGUUCCGGUGCACAUAAUAUACGGAGAAUGCCUCUUGCUAACAAUAUGCUACUUCUUUGGCGCAUCUCCAGGCAAGUACGUAAUAGAACAGACCAAUGAACAAAUUUGCUUGAUUCUUAUCGGCUUGUUCGGUAGACUAUACACUCUGUACCUGCUAGCGGACGUGUUGAAUAUAUUCGGCGUCGUGGGACUCUCAGAGAGCAAUUAUGAAAGGCAGAUAGCAAUGUUGAAGGAAUAUAUGGUAUGCCACAACCUUCCGAACCAACUGGGGAGUAGAAUGAUAAAGUACUACGAGUGCAAAUUUCAGAAGAAAUACUUUAAUGAAGCCGAAAUUCUCAAAAGUCUAUCGGGCCUCUUAAGGGCGGAAAUAUUCCUGUUUUCGGCGAGAACGAUCAUGAGAAAGACUAACGUGUUCAAGUACCUGCCCGAGAAUGAUGUCGCUUCGCUUGUUUCCCUGAUGAAGUUGGAAACUUUCGCGCCUGGAGAUAUCAUCUUCACGGCUGGACAGAUCCACGAGUACAUAUACUUAAUUUCUGCCGGUACAAUUUCGGUGGGGACCAAGGAUGGGAUCGAACUGUGUCAUUUUGAAGACGGGGAGAUUAUGGGUCUCUGUUACUCGAUGUUAGGCUACGAAAUGUUCACAGCCGUGGUUAUAGAGACAUCGGAUGUGUUCAUUAUCAACCACAACGACUUUUUCACGUUUUUGGGUCAAUAUCCUGAUGCGGUGGAGUUCUUACACGAGAAAGCUGUUGAAAGAGCCGCAUUGUACAACCAGCUAGAGGAUGCUGCCAGGAAGGGCGUUGACUCUUGCCUAGUCCUGUUGAGGAGUGGGGCGUUGCUAGAGAAAAAAAGAUUAAGGCCUAUGCAUUGUUGA